UCUGUUAUCGAACUCACUUCUCUCCCUCUCUAUGUGUCGCACGCGCAAUUUUAACAAUAAUAAAUAAAUAAAUAAUAAUAAGUAAACGAGCAUCGAUCGAUCGUCGAGUGCCGGCACGAUCAUCGACGAUCGACAGACCUUGAUCCGCGUUUCUGUUUUUUUAUUUUAUUAUUUUAGUCGAGAAACAUCAACGAGGGUAGCAGUGCGCGCAGUUUUAUCUUCAAUUUUUAUUGAAAAAAUCCCAACGCGAGGAUUGUAAAUUAUACGCGUUAAACGAGAAAUCCCAAUCAAUCCGCGCGUUGAAAAAAUUACCAUGUGCAUAUAAUGCCGAAGGAGCGAUUGUUGUUGACGCGUCGCCGCUGACCAUGGCCACGAGAACGAUCGCGAUCGUGAGCACGGGUAGACCCGGGCGACGCUACUGCCGUGCUUCAUCUCCCGUCAUCCUCACCCUGCAGAGAAUACGACAAGACAGAUUGCUCAUCUACGACAAAAAAUUGGACGAACGGCCGGCUGGAAAGUUUCGCUGCAAUCAGCUAUCGCACGCUCACAUCAUUUGUCUUUGCUUGGUAGGCCUCGGCAGCCUUCUGGUGGCGCUCUUCGCCGUCACGGUCGGCCAGGGCGCGCCGCUCGCAAUGAUGUCGCAGGAGGCCCGCGAGGCCCGACGCCUCGUGAGCGUCGCCAAAUGGAAGAACCCGUGCGGCUUCGCCGCCGAAGAGCUCGCCGACGACGACGUGGAGGUGGUGCAGCUGGACGACGCCACCUUGCUCGGCAACAUCGUCAUGCAGGCCAAGACGGCGCUCAACUACGCCCAGAACGUGCGCGACGAUUACAUCAAGCGGACAUUCGGCACGGACUUCAAGGAUCUGCACCUGACCUGGAAGGACAACCAUUACGACUGGCUGCCGGGCCUCGCGCAGAUACCCAAGCAGUUAGGCGAGCCCCUCGGCCUCGACUACCUCGACAAGCUGGACGUGCGCAUGGUGGGUUACGUGCUGAGGCACGACUAUACCCCGGAACUAUUUCUCGAUACCCAAGCUAAUCGUCCCGUUCUGUUUUUGCGCGAAACGCAGCUCGACAAUGCACUGCUCAACGUGUACGAGUACCUGCAGCGUUACGCGGUCGGCCUCGAGCAGGUCGCCUGGGACCAGCAGGACAACGCGCUCGCCUUCCAGCAGGAGUUCAAGGACAUGGAGAAUCAUCUGCGAUCGGUCUUGUGCGAGGUACAGAUGGCCCUGGCCGAGCGCAACGUGCCCCAGCGCGAGGACAUCGAUCGCGACAUCAUGCCCGAGGAGUAUCGCAACAUGUGGACCAGCGCGACCUAUCGCAAUCUGCGCGACUGGCUCAUCUAUCGCGACUACAUGAACGGCCUCGAGUACAUCGUCGAGGUGUUUGAUCAUCUGAUCUCGCAGAUCCAGAGGACGUCCGUCUGAGCUGUGUUACGCACCCGCUCGCGGCUCUCUGCCCCGUUAAUUCGUUAACGCGUGCUUGCACCAACGCUUCUACAUUAUUAUGUAUAUUAGUGUAAUGGAGCAGAAGAAGAAGAAGUAGAAGAUCAUCGUCGUCCAUCGGCAGCAGACCCUCUCCCCCCUCUGUUUUGUCAUCGUGUCGUCAUCGUCAACAACGUCGCAAGCAUCUAUCAAUGAAUAACCAUAAUAAAAAACAAAAUUCCAGUAAACAAUACAAAAAUACAGACCAUCUGCAGAGAUAUGCGUCGCGGCUGCGAGGAAAAACUGGCUCUGUGUCUUUCGUGAAAAAAGAGUGACAAAGUUCAUAUAUUAUAUAUACGAGACGAGGUGUACGCUCUUGGCUCUCGCUAUGUAUACAUGUAUCGCGCUGAGUCACUACCAUAUACGAGGUCCCAGAAUACUACGUACAACGCGACGAGGACUCGCACCCGCACCUGCCCCCUGCUGCCCCGCUGGCUCCGAAUCAAACACACACGUAAACACGCGCGCGCGACAAGAAGAAAAAAAGGAAGGAGAUUCUUUUUUUUGUGGAUACAACGUUGGAUCUGGAUCUCGGAGCUUCUGUCUGUCUGUCAGUAUGUGAGCGAGUGUCGUGAAAGAAAAAAAAGGGAAAAAUCGUCGGAGAGAGCGGGUGACGACGACUAAUUUAGUGCAAUUCGCGAUAUACCAAGAGAACUAAACUGGUUUUUGAUAUAUCAUCGACCCUAAAAAAAAUUACCCUCAUGAAAAGUGAACAAUUUUCAUUUGCUGCGUAUCCGCAUGUAUGGUAAUUGAUUUUUAAGCGAUCGGUGUGAAUAUAUAGAUAGUUUAAUUGCCCUUUUCUAUUUUCUCUCUUCCCCACUCUUCUAUCUCGAUUGUAACUUUUUAUCUUUUUUCGCUUUUUUACGCGCUCGAAGCACCACUACCACCAAAAACUCACGCUCGCGAACGCGAUAUACGCAACUCCUGAUCCAAAGGCUCGUGCUGCGAGAUACCAAGAUUAAUUAAAAAAAAAGACGAUGUAAAAGUGAUAAUUUCUUCCGAUUCCCUCUCGAAGCAACGCAGCGUCAAUGUCAAUCGGGGAAUCGUCAUCAAAGAACGAAGUUAUCAGUUUUUUCAAUCGUCGCGAUCGCGCGAGGUAUGAGAUAUCUCGAGAAAAACAAAAAAUUGCCGACUGACUGACACUCUGGACCGCAAGCACGCGGGCGAUGCCUUUACGUAUACGGAUAUCUGUGUGUUUGCGUAUAUCCGUGCGCGCGCGAGCAAAGAUUUCGCGCGAUGCUUUCCGCGAAGCUAAGAAAGCAUCGGCCCAGAACGGAAGCGUAAAAUCUUUUUCAUACAUACCGAUUGAAAUCUCGCGCGGUAUAUGUUGAGCAAAAUUUUAUUCGUCCUUCCUUUUUCUUUUUUUCUGUUGUUAUUUAGAAAGAGCAUUUGUACAUAGAUAGAUCGUGACGGAUUGAUUAUAAUUAUUAGAGAAUAUACGUGAAGAUAACGAGUGCACCGCGCCCUCGCGAGCGCACAGUGCGAGAGAGAUUUCGAGCAACCAUGAACAAGUUUGAUUUUUUAAUGUCCCCCCUAUGCCCCCCCCCCCCUCGCGUCGGUCAAUUUUCAAUUUUUUGUACAAUAUAUUCGAUUAAUUUUUUGUUAAUUGACUUAACCGCGUAGCUAUUAUACUCUCUAUAUAUAAUGUACGAUUAUACUUGUUUUUUUAUCAUCGUCAUCUUGUAUCAAUUUUAUAUUCAUUUUGGUAUGAAUGUAUUUGUCGCAGAUUUAUUAUUAUUAUUUUUAUUUUUGUAAAGACUUUACGUGUGACACGCCUCCGCACCCACCCUUGUCGAUGAAAAUGGAAUCUAUAUUAUAUAUAAUUUAGAGAGCGAAAAAAAUUUAUUAUAAUAGAUUAUUAUAUUUAUAAAAUAUGAUUUUUUAUAUAUAAUAUAUAAAAAAAACAAACGCGGUGUGCACGUAUAUGAUGCGAGGAUGAAAAAAAGCGGCCCCCAAACCCCCUCUCAUUACGAAUAUAUAGAGUGCGAUCAAAUUGUAAAUAAUUUAGGCGUAUAAAUUCAAAGAGAAAGAGAAUCGCACCCAGUCGGCGCAAAGAGAGAAGCGAUUUUUAUUUAAAAUGUAAGAUGAAUGGAGUAUAGUAUUAAAUAUUUUUAGGCAAUUUAUUCCGUGUGUAAGAAAAAAAAAGGAACGAGUCGCGUUGCUGCCUCACGAUCAUCAUUCUGUUUUUUUUUAACGGUCGCAACGUACCUUCUUGUUUUAAUUUUUUACUUGUGAUUUUAACUUUUCCGAAUUCGAGAAAAUUUUGUCGUAAAAACGAAACGAAGUAAAAAAAAGGUUUAAGAUUUUAACUCGCGAGACUCGUUUUAUAUUCUGUCAAUAACUUCUUUUAUGUUGUUCUUUUUAACUUGUGAGAGAGGUGCCGCGGCAAAAGUCAAAAGUGGGCGAGAAAGAGGAUAUAACCGGUGAGCUCGUCUCGUCUCUCUCUCACUCUCGAUGAUGAUGAUGAUGAUGAUAGUCAAAGAGCAGCAACGCGACGCGCCGCAUAUAAUGUUGAGAUGGCUUUAAAAAGACUCGAAAUUGUAAAA
Messenger RNA from Trichogramma pretiosum, 4033 nucleotides. RefSeq lists its product as uncharacterized. The transcript is spliced from 4 exons. The record is from RefSeq and is a predicted model, not a curated record. The coding region runs from base 366 to 1430 and encodes 354 amino acids. Lineage: Eukaryota; Metazoa; Arthropoda; Insecta; Hymenoptera; Trichogrammatidae.